Messenger RNA from Helianthus annuus (common sunflower), 756 nucleotides. RefSeq names its product F-box protein CPR1-like. The transcript has a single exon. Gene Ontology annotation, molecular function: protein binding. The coding region runs from base 1 to 756 and encodes 251 amino acids. The record is from RefSeq and is a predicted model, not a curated record. Lineage: Eukaryota; Viridiplantae; Streptophyta; Magnoliopsida; Asterales; Asteraceae.
AUGACUGAUGGUCAAUUAUGCUCAACCGUCAUCAUCACCCAAAAAAUGGAAACCGUACUAGAUGAAGAAGAAAUUUCAUGCUCAACCGUCGUCAUCACCCAAAAAAUGGAAACCCUACUAGGUGAAGAAGAGGAACAAUCGCAGACGACUGAUGCUCAAUCGGAUCUGAUACCAAACUUUUCAUGCUCAAAUGUCAUCAUCGAAGAGAUCUUCUCCAGACUCCCAGUCCAAUCCAUCCUUCGAUCCAGAUCCGUGUGUAAGCCAUGGCAUUCCUUCAUCUCCGAUCCAUCAUUCACCAACUUCUACUUCUCUCGUGCCACUCUUCGCUUAUUCCUCUCUGCUUACAAUAAUUCCACUCGCAAACGAUACUUUCUCUCCGCUGCUCAUGACGGUGGAUCCGUCACUCGUCUCAUCACACUGGACAACACUCUUUCGAUCAACGAUGCAGCAGAAGCCGAGCAUUUGAACGGGUUAGUAUGCUUUACUUCCGCGAAUGGCCGCUUAACUCCCAACGACGCCUUUGUUCUUAACCCUAGCACGCGUAACAUUUUUAAACUCCCUGUUACUUAUGGUAGUAGUAGUAGUGAGGUGUAUACCUGUUACUUAUUUGGGUUCGAUGAGUCUAGAAAUGAACAUAAGGUUUUGAACAUCAGGAUAAGUGGCGAUAAGCGUUUUGAACCGUCUGCGGUUGAGAUUUUGAUUUUCUCUAUGUCAAGUUAUUCAUGGAGAAAAGUAAACGUGGAGCAGACGUUUUAG